AUGCAAUCUCACGAGACCAACCUAGAUGAGAAGGAUAUGAAGGAAGGGGGUGAGUCAUUUGGCCGGGACCUCGAUCUUGGCCAAGUGCUCGCUAUCCAACCAACGACUCAGGAGGAGCGGAAGGUGUUAUGGAAACUCGAUCUUAUUCUGGUCCCGUUGAUGGGAGUCGCAUAUUUCCUCCAAUUCCUCGACAAGCUCGCUCUGAGUCAGUCGACACUGUUUGGUUUACGACAAGAUUUGAACUUGAAAGGAGCAGAAUAUUCAUGGGCAUCUGCGGUCUUCUAUUUUGGUUACUUUGCCUGGAGUUGGCCUAGUUCAUAUAUUAUGGUCCGACUUCCCAUUGGGAAAUAUAUCUCGGUUUCAGUUUUCCUUUGGGGUGGGGUCCUAAUGUGUCAUGCUGCGUGCUCCAGUUGGAGUGGACUUAUGGCCGUGCGUUUCUUCUUAGGCGUAGGCGAGGCGGCAAUUGCCCCAGGAUUCACCUUGCUCACGGGAAUGUUUUAUAAACGUGAGGAGCAGCCUCUACGACAAUCUGCCUGGUUCUUUGGAAACUGCAUUGCUGUCCUCCUUGGUGGAGUGAUUGCCUACGGUAUUGGAACUAUUAACACGACGGUCAUUGCCCACUGGAAACUCUUGUUCCUUAUUCUCGGCACCAUCACUUCAACUUAUGGGCUUGUGUUAUUUGCCUUGCUGCCGGACUCGCCUGCUAAGGCGAUAUUUUUGAAGCCCAAUGAGCGUGCUAUUGCUAUUCAGCGCACGCUAAAGAACAAAACUGGAGUCAUGGACACCGGCGUGUUCAAGUGGUCACAGGCACUUCAAGCCAUCAAAGAUCCCCAGACGUGGCUUUUGGUUCUCAACUCUUUCGCCUCGAACCUGGCCAACGGUGGUCUUACUAGCUUUACGUCAAUUAUCACCGCUGGGUUCGGGUUCACUGAUCUUAAGGCCCUUAUUAUGCAAAUGCCUCAGGGCGCUGCCCAGAUCGUGUUUUUGCUGAUUACCUCCAUCGCCGCGACCUUUAUUCCAUCCUCCCGUAUAUUAGGAAUGUGUUUCAACACGAUCACUUCUAUUGUGGGACUCAUCCUCAUCUGGAAGCUUAACCCCGACGAUCAAGCUGGGAAAAUGACUGGGUUGACGUUAGCUGUCGUCUACGCGAUCAACCUCCCUAUCUCCUUGAGUAUUGUUACAUCUAAUGUGGCCGGAUUCUCGAAGAAGAGCGUCGUGAGUUCGUUGCUUUUCAUCGCAUACUGCGUUGGAAAUAUUGUUGGCCCUCAAUUUUUCUUGGCCUCGGAGGAGCCAUCGUACCCAACUGGCAUUAAGGCUUCUAUGUCAGGUUUGAUUUUGAGCCUUUUCUUCCUUCUGUGCUUAUACUCUUACUACACGUGGGAAAACCGUCGACGCGACAGGUUGUAUGGUUCGUCUGAGCAGAUUACCGUGGGGGCUGAGUUACAGGAUGAGCUAUCUAACAAGACCGAUCGUGAGAUUGACAGUUUCCGGUAUCUUCUUUAG
Messenger RNA from Penicillium expansum, 1503 nucleotides. Its product is annotated as Major facilitator superfamily domain, general substrate transporter. Gene Ontology annotation, molecular function: dipeptide transmembrane transporter activity; allantoate transmembrane transporter activity. Gene Ontology annotation, biological process: tripeptide transport; dipeptide transport; transmembrane transport. NCBI's taxonomy places the organism in Eukaryota, Fungi, Ascomycota, Eurotiomycetes, Eurotiales, Aspergillaceae. Gene Ontology annotation, cellular component: plasma membrane. The record is from RefSeq and is a predicted model, not a curated record. Bases 1 to 1503 code for a protein of 500 amino acids. The transcript is spliced from 8 exons.